Messenger RNA from Leguminivora glycinivorella, 909 nucleotides. RefSeq lists its product as uncharacterized. The transcript has 5 exons. Gene Ontology annotation, biological process: sensory perception of taste. NCBI's taxonomy places the organism in Eukaryota, Metazoa, Arthropoda, Insecta, Lepidoptera, Tortricidae. Bases 1 to 909 code for a protein of 302 amino acids. Gene Ontology annotation, cellular component: membrane. The record is from RefSeq and is a predicted model, not a curated record.
AUGGCGUCACCGACUAUACUCUUCAAUAAUUUAGUUAAAGAAGGAGAAAACUGCUACAUCGAUGCUGUAUCGCAGGGCUACCUUUGGAUGGAAGUGUUGUUAGGCCUCAACAGACCUAAAAUAUCAGCGUCAUCGGUUAAAAACUUAAUUUUGAUGUGUCUUGCGGUAGCUUUAUCGGUUCUCACUGUACCGUAUGAAUGGUACAUGUUCGACAAACUUAUCAGUUCACUGAUGCUGUUGCCUGUUCGUCUUCUGUUUCUUAUUGAUAUUCAUUUCUACGGACACCUGCUGAGCCUGCUUGUUCCGCGACUCCGAUUGAUAAAUUAUUAUAUGAAAAUGUCAUUAAGCCACCACAAUAAAGUAGUGGCACCAAAAAUUGAGGAACUGACAUUCAAGAGUGUUAUUUUGGAUUCGCAAAAUUGUCAAAUGAAGAAACUGAUGGAUCUUUAUUGUAUGAUAAUCAACGCGUAUGAUAUUCUGAUUGAUGCUAUCAAGUGGCAGUUUGUAAUGGUGUUAACUGCGUUAUUUAUCUCCAUUCUUAGCUUUUCGUACAGCACCGCUUUGAUGGUAAUACGUAGCGAAAGAGCUUUCAGCAACGUGGCGAUAGAGUCGGCGUUCCACUGCAUCCGACUGUUUCCUCUUUUCGCCCCGUGCGUGUUCGCCGACCAGAUCCAAGAGGAAGUGCGUCGCCUGAGAGAGCUGCUGGCUUCUAGGCUCUACGAGAACAAACUAAACAAGCCGGGUCGAAGCGUGGCGCGAGCGCUUCUCUCCCUCACAGAGGCGCGCGAUUUAUCCUUCUCACUGCUACAAGUCUUCGAUAUCGAUAUCUCUCUCCCUUUCAAGUUCAUGGGACUGCUUUUGACUUAUCUUAUCAUUUUGCUGCAGUUUGAAAAAGUUAUUAACCCUUAA